AUGAUUACUACUUUAUCAGAUAAGCUUGCUCCACCCAACGUCAUGUUGGCUAUGGGCCAUCCAGGAUCUCGUCAACAAUGCAUAUCGGUCAACAGCAACAAUAAUAGCGAUACCGAAGACAACACUGCUACUACUACUAGUAGUACACCGGACCCUUCAGCCGAACAACCUUCACGUUGGGCCUGUCAUAAACACAUUCUUUCAGAGCAUUCGCCUUAUUUUGCAGCCAUGUUUGAAAGCGAGUUUUAUGAAUCGGAUACGAGCAUUGUCUUUUUACCUUUGGGCGUGUUUUCAGCCACGGGACUUGAUAUUGCAUUACGCUUUAUGUAUUCUUCUCAGGAUCUUGUAUUAUUGCAAAAGGAAGGCGCAGCAGCAACAACAACUUUGGAGACAAUGCACCAAUUACUUGAAGCGUAUUCGGCAGCAGACUACCUUGGGAUGGAGCACUUGAAAGAGAGGAUUGUGGAAGACGUGAGUCAACUGACACACCACUGGACGUGCUAUUGCUCAGGAUGCCGUGAUGCCGUGAUUCAAAUCAUUCCUUACAGCGAGAUACGAGCACGACGCCACCACGAUGUGAUAAUGAACAACAUCCACAGUCGAGCUGUAGACAUACUGACAAGUGAACCGGAUCGUGCCUUGGCGACGUAUUGGGUGAGCCCACGUUUGAUUGAAGUGCUUGCAUUAUACCCCAAUCUCAGCAGCCAAGUGAUUUCACGCAUCACUCGCUUCAAUGCUGUCGAAACACUGCAUGCAUGUUUUACUGCUUCCGAUCAUGUGAACAACGACGACGACGACGAAUACCCAGCCCUUGCCAUCACACUCAACCUUGCUAGAGAUCACGCCAUUCACAUGGUGGCUACUCAAUUUGCGUUCUAUUGCUCUCAAUACCCGACGUUGCUAUCAUGCAUUGAUGGCAUCAAGUAUUCAUUUGAAUUUGUAAGAUACUUGUUUGGAUGGCUGUUGCAACCCGAUAUGAGUGUGUACCACGCACCUGCCAUUUAUCAGGGUAUUGUUCGUGAUCUUUUGAGUCGUCAUGCCGUGCAACAAUGUCCUCAAAUCAAAUCCAUUCUUUUGAGUGCCAAGCAAUCCAUUGAGACUUUUUUGGUCGAUAAUUUGGAUCAAGUCGUUGCUAGUGGAGGUUUGAAACAAUUGGAUCGUGCGGUGCUGAGUAAAUGGAUUGAAGAGCGCAACAUCCCUAUCAAACGACUUGGUUUGGAAUCAUCACGCAUUCAUUCAUCAACAACAACAACAAAACAUACCACCACCACCCGACCACGUAACAACAACAAUGCUACUAAAUCAUCAUCAUCUCAUCAAAAACGGACCACCAUCGGCCAAGUGAUGCAUCGGCAGGUUACGCACCUUUUUGAUUGGCUACGACACAACAACACACCUGCCGACAAUGACAGCAAGAAAGAAGCAGAAAAGAAAAAGCAUCACCCAUUCAACGAUAAACAUGCAAAAACAACUGCAUCUGCAGCAGCUCCAGCAGCAUCCAACAAAAAGACACCUGUUGGUAAAAGGAGGAUUCUACUCGUUCGCAAAUCAGUGACAUCACCGUAA
This is a messenger RNA of Lichtheimia ornata, 1566 nucleotides long. RefSeq lists its product as uncharacterized. Bases 1 to 1566 code for a protein of 521 amino acids. The record is from RefSeq and is a predicted model, not a curated record. NCBI's taxonomy places the organism in Eukaryota, Fungi, Mucoromycota, Mucoromycetes, Mucorales, Lichtheimiaceae. The transcript is spliced from 2 exons. Gene Ontology annotation, cellular component: cytoplasm. Gene Ontology annotation, biological process: proteasome-mediated ubiquitin-dependent protein catabolic process; regulation of proteolysis. Gene Ontology annotation, molecular function: ubiquitin protein ligase binding.